Cylicostephanus goldi is the source of this 777-nucleotide messenger RNA. NCBI's taxonomy places the organism in Eukaryota, Metazoa, Nematoda, Chromadorea, Rhabditida, Strongylidae. The record is from the annotation of a GenBank genome assembly.
UUUUUUUUCGAAAGUGGGUACGCUAGCUUCUUAUUCCAGAAUGACCAUGAAACAGCUCAACCAACUACAAGCCACGAUGACCCAGACUUGGUCAUGCGUUCUGCAGCUGGUCUGGGCGAGUUCCAGCCACCGUCCGGAUCGGUUACUCCUGGUGAACUGCAGCUGGGCAAAAAGAAACAGAAGAAGGAGAAUCUAGAGAAUUUCGAAGUCACAGGAUUCGAGGCUGAAGGGAUGGAGCUUGCCCGGAGAAAUCAUUUUAUCUACUAUCCUCGUGAGCUGCGACUGAGAUGUUACGAUCGUGGAGUACUGUCAGAUUUUCCACCUCCAGUCAAAGACGACAGUGGCAUACCAAGUUGGUGGCUUCUUGAUGGAGGCUCACUGGUGCCGGUGCUAGCUCUUGGCUUGGAAAAAGGUGAUUCAUUGUUAGAUGUUUGCGCUGCACCUGGAGGGAAAAGCUUGUUGGCUUUGCUAACAAAAUUGCCGGGUAAAAUGGUUUGCAACGACUUCAAACUAGCGAGGUUGGGGCAGCUGAAAAGAGCAUUAUCCAUAUAUGUUCCCUCGAAUGCUCCAGAAGCAGACGCAGUGAUAUUGAAAAGAAAGGAUGCCAGCAAUUUGGCUACUUGGGAUGAGCUGAACACAUAUGACAAGGUGAUCGCUGAUGUCCCAUGUUCAACGGACCGCUUAGCCCUCAAUCAAGACGAAGGCAAUAUGUAUUCGCCUCAAAUGACCAACGAGAGAUUGAACCUUCCACAACUGCAGACGAAGAUUUUGAUGUGA